This is a messenger RNA of Enterobius vermicularis (human pinworm), 1235 nucleotides long. The record is from the annotation of a GenBank genome assembly. Lineage: Eukaryota; Metazoa; Nematoda; Chromadorea; Rhabditida; Oxyuridae.
AUGACCAGCUAUACGUCUUCUACAAUUGACGAUCAGCAAGAACGGCACUAUAUUGGGAAUCUUUUAUACGACGACGAUCCGUUUAGUCCGCCUACUAAACAGUCAAAUACUUCUCAGCAGCUACCAGUAGGCAGUGUUCUGCCAGGUGGCGGACCUAUAGGUCCAUCACCAAAUCCUACAUUUUGGCCUGAACCACCUCCGCCAUACAGCCCGUAUUCGUUAAGACCGCCGCAAUGGUGUCCGGUAAACCGCCAACCUCCUGAUUUGUAUAAUAACCAACUGCACAACUCGUGCAAUCAAAUUCCUGGUUUUUAUCAGCCAGUUUCAUACGACAGGAUUCAGGAGCCGCCUCGGGAAUGGAGCGAGUUUGGCAGUAGUUCUUUGGAUGGGUACUCUUUAUUGCGUCCUAAUGUAUCUUACGGCUCCCAUGCUGCAUUUACGCACCAUUAUGGAGGUCGUUAUGUAACACCAGAUUCUUUUCAACCGAGAAAUACUUGUUUUGGAGGGCCCUAUCCUUCUUUUAAUCCAACUGAUGGGCUUAAAGUAGAUCCUUCUGCUCAGUUAACUUCUGGCGAGUAUUUCAGGAAAGAAAAUGUCAUCAUACACCCAAAAAGUCCCGAAGUAGUACCGUCUGUGCCACCAUCCUUAAUUGAUCCAACUGCAUGUUUUCCGUUAGGUGGUAAAAGCUAUAGGGAUGCUGCAUCUGAAAAAAAGCGGACUGGUUCAGCGGCAUAUGUAACACCUUCGUUUUCAACACCUUUAGGGUCAUAUGAACUUAAGAAGUGCCGUCGUGGUGGUCAAGAAUUGUCAUCUAGAACGGCUAAGUCGGCAACAGUUGCUGUUAAUAAACCAGCAUCGGAAAUUUCGAAAAAGACUGUGUUUAUUGCAGGAUCAACCGCACUCAGGAGUUCUAACGAGAAUGAGUUCCAAAAAAUAACAAGAAAGAAGACUAAAGGUUCUAAGAGUAAUAGAGAAUCAAACCUUGGUGGCGAAGAAGUGUUUGGAAAUUAUCAAACUGUCGAUGCUUCAAGUCGUUUCGAUGUUCUGCAGUCUCUGAGUAAUCAGGUAAAAAGCAACACCUCACGUACUUCUUCUGUCGUUUCUGUGGGUUUACACAAAAGCCACAAGUCAAAAACGAACACGACGGCAAAGGUUGUCAAUGAACAUUCGACUAAAAUUGGUAUGGAGUAUUCAAAAUAUUUCUUUGAUUUAUUCAUAUUGGUUCAUAAUUGAUU